This is a messenger RNA of Puntigrus tetrazona (Sumatra barb), 4178 nucleotides long. RefSeq names its product glyceronephosphate O-acyltransferase (gene gnpat). Gene Ontology annotation, biological process: ether lipid biosynthetic process. NCBI's taxonomy places the organism in Eukaryota, Metazoa, Chordata, Actinopteri, Cypriniformes, Cyprinidae. Gene Ontology annotation, cellular component: peroxisomal membrane; mitochondrial membrane. The record is from RefSeq and is a predicted model, not a curated record. Gene Ontology annotation, molecular function: glycerone-phosphate O-acyltransferase activity. The coding region runs from base 153 to 2159 and encodes 668 amino acids. The transcript has 16 exons.
CAUACUUGUAUUUCAUUCCUUCCGCAUGUUGUGUUUCUACGAUAGGAAUGAGUACUGGACUGAACGAUCAACCUUGAUCCAAACUUUCCCACCCAGAACUCAUCAGAUCUAUUACACGAACCAUGCUUUGAUUAGAUAGGUGCGGACUCGACAUGGCGUCUCGAGCGCUGUACUCGCCUAGGCACCCGGUGCUGAAGAAGCGGGAUGAUUUUGAAGACGUUCUUGAAGAGAGGAGACGCUCCAGUGAUCUGAGAUACGCACUGAGAUGUUACACUCCCACGCUCUAUAAGGGACUCGUCCCCUGCAAAGCCAGCAUGCUAAAAAGCAUCGUUCUGCAGUCGGACCACCUGCAGUAUGUCAUUAAACAGGUUUCAUCGGAAUCAGGAGACAGCACCGAGUGUGUUGCGGACGAAGCGUCUGUGAUUCUGGAUGAGAUGGCUCACCGUUUGCAGCUCGGCACGAUACGGUUCUUCGCCUUCGCGCUCAGCAAAGCCUUCAAGAGGCUCUUCCGCAGCGUGCGUGUCAACGAGGAGGGCAUCCAGCGGCUCCAGCAGGCUGUACAGGAACACCCAGUGGUUCUCCUGCCCAGCCACCGGAGCUACAUGGACUUCCUGAUGAUGUCCUACUUGCUCUACACGUACGACCUGCCCCUGCCCGUGAUUGCGGCUGGAAUGGAUUUCAUGAGCAUGAAGUUUAUUGGUGAGAUGCUGCGUAUGUCAGGAGCUUUCUUCAUCCGUCGGUCGUUCGGAGGUGAUAAACUCUACUGGGCUGUGUUCUCGGAGUACGUGAAGACCAUGCUGAGGAACGGAUAUGCCCCGGUUGAGUUCUUCUUGGAAGGAACUCGGAGCAGGACGUGCAAAUCUCUCACACCUAAGACAGGGUUGCUGAAUAUUGUGAUGGAGCCGUUUUUUAAAGGAGAGCUAUUUGACGUGAACCUGGUUCCUGUCAGCAUCAGCUACGAGAGGAUUCUGGAAGAGUCUCUGUACGCCCGAGAGCUGCUGGGCGUCCCGAAGCCCAAAGAAUCGACCUCAGGUCUGCUGAAGGCCCGGCGGGUCUUGAGUGAGGACUAUGGCAGUAUGCAUGUGUAUUUUGGUCACCCCGUGUCUGUACGCAGUCUGGCGGAGGGAAAAAUAAACCGCUCUCAGUACAACCUGCUGCCCAGGUACAUUCCUCAGAAACCCAGCAUGGAUACUCACGAGUUUCUGAACGACGCCGCGUUUCGUCUGGUGCGCAUCCAAGAAGAGAACAUGGUCCUGAAGCCCUGGGUCCUCAUUGCCACGCUGCUGCUGCAGAACCCAGACGGCCUGGACCUCUCGUCCCUCACAGAACAGACAGACUGGCUCAGGCACCUGGCGCUGGCGUUUGGGGCUUUCCUGGACUGGCCAGAUCACGAGGCCUGCAGAGAAGUGGUCGGCUGUAGUUUAGCUCUGCACAGACACCUGUUGAGCGUGUCUGCAGGCCGCGUCGAGCUGAGCGUCACCGGUGCGCCGCAGCUCGAGAUCCCAGCAGAGGAAGCCGUGUUUCACCGAGCCGUCGUCGUGCUCUCCUGCGCCUCCUACAGGAACCAGAUCCUACACGUGUUCCUGAGACCUGCUCUCUUAGCCGUGGCCAUGCAGAGCGCAAGCUCCAACAGAAAAGAUGACGUCUACAACUGCUUCAACUUCCUGAGGAACAUGUUCUCCAACGAAUUUAUUCUUUGCCCCGGGGACUCUGUUCAGGACUUUGAAGAGGCGUGUUAUUUGCUCAUGAAGCGUGGCGUGUUGCAGGUAUUGGAGCGUGAGAUUGUGAUGUCAGCGAGCGGUCACGGCACCCUCUCUUUCCUGUGUUCGGUCCUGGACCCCUUCCUGCAGGGAUACCAGGUGGUGUGUCGCUAUCUGUGUGAGGAGACUAAUGAGAACCUGACGGAGAAGGAGUUUAUUCCUGCUGUGAGGAGUUUUGCACUGAACCUCAUAUUAGCAGGUCGUCUGAAGUGUUACGAAGCUUUAUCCUCAGACCUGCAGAAGAACGCUCUAGCAGCCCUUCUGAGGCUCAAGGCCGCGAGGAAGGUCAAAGUAGGAGAUCAGGUGGUGCUGAAGGUAAACAAGAUCGCGGUGAACUCUUUGGAGGAUACGUUGGGAGGUAAAAUUCCUACCCAGAAGCCCAUCGUCGCUCGACUGUAGUCGUCGCACACGUGGAGUCUCUGGAGGCCCAAACCAAACUGCCUUCAUUAACAUAAUGCCAAAUUUUGCAAGGUGGCAUGGCUUCGUCGACUACAAAGGUUACCUGUCAUCGAGCUUUAAAGGGACGUCACGGGUUUGCCAUCUGGGACGCCCACGCUAUGCUAGAAGCACUCUUUUUAUCUCUCUCCCUCUUCGACAAACUCGACAGCGGGUUGCCGUGUCUGCGAUCGGCCUUCGAUCUUCACCGCGUCUUUAUCAGACGAGUUUUAAACUGCUCUGAUGAUGCCAAGUAUACCAAGACAGUGACGCUUUUGAUUUAUUUUUUUUGAACAUCCUGUUACCGCCGCUUGUGUGCGUUUUAUCUGCGUCUGCACUAAAGAGCCUUCGCUUCGAUUUGAAACACUGUUACCGUUUGUUCUCGCUGGAUUUGUGUUGGGUGUGUUAUCUUUUCUUCGCGACUCGUCUGAAUUGAACCGUGUUCUUUUGCUCUCUAGAUAUGGCCGUCUGUUGCGUUUGUUACGGAUGAGGGUUUUUGGGGAUCGCGUCGCAAAAAUAGGUCAUUCGAAAGUGUUAACUCCUUCAGAGCUUGAGAAAAGAUCGCCUUUUGCAUCCGCUCUCAGAAAGGAAAGUUGUAGCUAAAGGCUCACUAAAAAAAUACAUGGACUCCGAUUGAAGAUGCAGACAAGUUUGUUUGUUCAUCUGAAAAAAUUUUGGAGAAAUUUAGCAUUACAGUACAUCACCGGUGGUUCCUCUGCAGUGAAUGGGUGCCGUCAGAAUGAAGUGGUAAAAACAUCCACGCCAUCAAUUAACAUCCAUCAUUAAGAUGUCUUUAUCUUCAAACCAUGAGAACAAUAAUAUCAUUCAUGAUAUUGUUUUGUCUAGUGGACUUUCCAGACUUGUAUUUUGGCCAAAAGUGACAGUUUAUAAGUUAAAAUGUCUUAAUGAUGGCAUUAAUUGAUGGACUGGCGUAAUGUAGAUUAUUUGUUGAUUUAUUAUGAUUUAUUGUUGUUUUUUUAAAUCAGCUCUUUGGACUAUUCUGACGGCACCCAUUCACCCAUUGGUAAGCCAAAGUGACGUAAUACCAAGUUUCUCCAAAUCUGUUGGAAAAACAAACUUAUUUACAUCGUGGAUACCCUUAUGGUGAGUAAAAUAUUAGCUAAUUAAAAUAUUUGGGUUAACUUCUUGAUUUAACAGAAAUGCUGUCCUCACGAGCCAAACAUGGAGACUCUUUAUUGCCAUAACAGUGUUUACAUGCCUGUUGUAAACCACGGCUUUAUUUUUAUUUUACGCAUUACUGCAUUUUUUUUACUAAUUAAUAUGCUGAAAUAUUUUUAUUAUUAAAAACGAUCGGACGAUACAGAGGCAUGUUGCACAAAACCGCUGAAUCUCAGUUCGCUCUGUUCAAUGCCGCUGCAAUGUCGUUUCAAAGCUUUAUAUCCAUUUUUCGAAUUUGGUCAGUUGAGAAUUAAGACACGCUGACCCAGAUUUCGAUAUUAGACAAACUUAAGCUUCAAUAAUUGUGUCGAUGCUGUCGGAUACAGUUAAGAAAAUUCACAUGCUGCACUUUUUCUAGGGAAAGACAAAACAAGUGUGUGGAUUUGAAUGGGAAUUUCAGGUAUAUUUUAUCCCAUAUUUUUGGGGUGAUGGUCAGACGUUGUCUGUAAUCACUGAAUGGACGAUGCAACUACAAAAUGCAAGAUAUAAGUAAAGCCAUAGUGUUCAUCCAUUCUGGGUUCGGGUCGGUUCUUGCACAGUUCAUUGAAUUAAGUCAAAAAGCUGAAACCAUAUUUAUGUUUGCAUCGACACGCAGCUUUUUACGUAAUUUGAUGAAUUCGUCUUGAAAUGGUUUUGGAAAAACAUGUGGAAAUCGCUCCUUUUGAUGUUUAGACAAUUGUUUUUUUUCUAUCUGUGUAUUAAGUGUCUUUCUAAUCAUGUUAAUAUCGCGAACGGCGCUUCUGUCUGAUGAUCUUUUUGGAGAAAUUGCAUUAAAACUAAAGAUUAAAACAAAACCCAAAUUUA